CGAAAUGUCAUUGUCAAAUGUGUACUGAUUUUUAGUUCCCGUUACGUCCAAAGUUGCGCUGCUGUUCAAGUUUCCAUACAAAAUUUGACAUUGACAUUUCGGUUUGCAAACUAUUCGAAUUGGAUAUUGGUUCGUGCUAGGGGUACAGUACUUAACACUCUAGGAAAACGUUGGUGAACUCAGGUCGGGAGUACCGUGUACGGAUGACGUUCCGCGGUAGCUACAACCACGGCAGCCAGACAAUGUCGGAACUCCUCCAGCGAGCUAGUGAGGCGGGUGCAAGUGUCCGAGCCCACCUCGGCUCGCUGCUCAUACUGCGACUGCCUUCAAGCCCCACGCCUGCCGUAGCUGCGCUUAUUAAACACUUGGACGACAACGCCUCCAAGUACGGAAUCAUAUCGAUGAGCAUCAGUCUACCCGACACAGAGGAAGUUACUAAAAGGGCCAUAAUUGAAUCCAAAGCUGCUGCAUUGGAACUUUCUCCGGCGCAUGAGGUUUUAUGUUACCAAGCUUUAAAAAGGAUUGAUAGUGCGAGCCCGAUACAGCCCGCUGCACCACGACGAAGGCGCGGCGGCUCGCUCCCUGGCACGCGCGUACAUGGCGCUGCUGAGACACUACACGGGCGCACUCGAUGCCAGCAUACGGGUCACCGAUGAUCCCUUGUCCCUGGAUCUGGCGCUGUGGAUGAGAUACGCCGAAAAACCCCCUCUACUGAUCCAGUUUAUACUUAUAUUGACGAUAUCCCACAUAACACUUAUACCUUCGAUGGAGCAUGGGCUUGUAAGACAUUUGCAGUGCAAUGCGAGGAACUUUUCCCCGGCGCGCUACUGGCUGUCCAUGUUCUGCUGCGACCUGCUGCUGUACUGGUGCCAGGUGUGCAUCAUGACCAUCGCUCUAGUCAGCAUCGUACAUGUCAGCAUUCCUUUGGUUGACUUCUCUUAUAUGGAUCUCGCUAUAGUGCCAGUGAUGUUGUUAGUGUACGGAUUUGGAUGCAUACCGCAAGCCUAUCUGUUCAGCAUCGGCCCUCGAACUGCUCUAAACACGAUGACGUUUGUUAUCAUUAAUGUCGUAUUUGGAGAAACAACUGUAAUUGCCAAGAUAUUAUACGGAGAAGGACUGAAUUAUGCUUUGUAUUUCAUGAGGCUGUCGCCCCAAUUCAAUAUGGCAUACGCUUACGUGAAAAUCAAGCAAAUAUUCCUUUACAAUAGCGAGUGUGUACUAUUCAAAUCCAGAAAUCUGUGCAACUCAACGAAAUUCCACAAAUGUUGUGAGAACUGUGGCAUUUUGCAAGAAUGUUUCUCGAGAAAGGAGUAUUUUACAAUAAAACCAGGAGUUCUUGUGGAAAUGAUAGCUAUUAUCGGAACAGCCGUGGUAUUUACGGCACUCCUUCUACUAUGGGAGUACAGGCUGAUACAGAGGCUAUGGAGAUACUUGGUUGUGAGUUGGAUUGAAGUCGAAAAGCCAGUGGAUAUGGUGGAAUCGAUCGGUCUAAAACGAGAGAAGGCAGACGUUGAGGAUAAAAUGAAGGAAAUUAGGUUUAAAAGAAGAGAGAAAGUCGACACUUUCGGAGAAUAUCUUCUGGCAGAGAAUGUAUUGAGAGAAGAAAAAGGGUAUUAUCUGCUGAGGAACAUAAACUUAGGCGUCGGUAAGGGCGAAGUUCUAGCCGUAUCUGGACUGCAGCGCCACGGGAGAGUGAAGCUGUGUGAAAUUCUGGCGGGAUACAAGAUACCCACAUCGGGCCAUGUGUGGUGUAUGUCCAAAUGGAAGCUGAAGAUACAACCUUAUAUGUACACGCGUAACAUAUCAAUAAGCUGUGAUAGAAGUCCUUUGCCGCAUUGGAUGAAAGUAUACGACGCUCUCGCCCUGCUGGCUGUACUCAGGGGUGUCCCACGCAAGCACUUGGCCAACGAACUGAAGAACUACAUCGAAGCUCUAGAUUUAAAACAGCAAGUGGACAUGCGUAUAUACGAUCUUCCACCUAAUGACCGAAAGCGGUUACACUUCGCGGCGGGUGUUAUUGGCGCACCGCCCGUACUUAUAAUGGACGAGUGUACGGCCUACCAGAAGUACGCCGUACGCCGGUCCAUGUACUCAAUACUGUAUGUGUUGAAGAAGCGAGGGCACGCCAUCGUCGUGAGUGCUAGCAGUGUGGAGCCCCACUUGGCCAUAACGAGUCGGCUGGCAAUCCUAGUCGACGGACACAUCUACGACAUCGACCACGUGGACCGCCUGGUGCAGCGCUACAGCAGCGAUGGAUAUACCAUCGUACUGCACCUCAAGGACGAGAUCAACGUGUUGCACAUGUUCUCCAAGCACUUCCGGGAAGUCGUUAUCAACGACGUCUCCGAGGUAUUGGUUAACGUACAAGUGUUGGACAAAAAUCUGAAAUGGGGGCAAGUAUUCGAAAGAAUGGAGGCGCUAAAAGCUGACAACCCUCAAGUUUACUCCUACAUAGUGUCUGCUACACCGAUAGACUAUAUUUACAACUCGAUCAUAGCAAACGAACGAGGUUUGAAGCCAACUCCAGAUCUGAUAUCGUUGCUUUGCCUUAAGAGCGUGUUAGCUCAGAGAGUUUUGAAAGUACCAAGAAAGGAAGCGCUGGACAGGCUCAUUCCGUUUGAAACGAAAUACAGUAUAACUAGGCUGAAAGAACUGCCUUGGUCAGUUAUAUUCCAGAGAUAAGUCUUUUUUAAGGCACUGUCAAUGACCAGAAGUACAGUCAGCUCCAUAAAAAUCGAAGUGUGAAGACUGAUCAAAAUUAUCGAAGAUACAUACAUGGGUGUACAGAAUGCGUAGUUUUAGUCUUUGUCGUAGGUUUUUUAUACCCUGUAUGUAUUUGGAAAUUUUUGAUCUGAAGAAAUAUAAGACUGGUUGGUCGUGUACAACAAUUAGAUGACUUUAAAUGCAAAGAUAUAAUUGAACCUUUGCUCUUAACAUAUAUUUGAUCACCUUAUUACCUCAUAUUUUUAUGAAGCUGACUGUACAACUACAUAUAUACUCAUAAUAUGACUAGGGUCACUAUAAUGAAGCAAUGGAUGAUGUUUAUAAAAUAUAGUUUAGUGCAAGUGGCCUUUAAAAAUGUAAACCUUAUGGAAAUACACAUAUUAAUUAUUAACUUAAGAUGCUUCCAAGAAAGCAUACCUUAAACUAGUAAGAAAUAUUAUUACUUGAUUUUAAGAAAAGAAAAGAAUUAUUUUAAGUUAAAGGCGACUUUGUACAAGGAGCUUGUGCAAAUCAAGUGCAUUGCUUUUUCGUUUCCAAGUGUUAGUAAAUUAUAUGACACUUAAGCAUUUGCCAUUACCCAUUGUAACUGAAAAGCCAGCAUUCGCAAGCUAAUUGUGAAACCACAAUAAAAUAAAAAGUGAUUAAAUAAUAGUGAGUUUAAUUUUAUUUAAGCUUAUAGAUAGAAGCUUGAAUGACGUGACUAGAUAUGAAUAUCACAACGUAAAGCCCCAAACUUUAAUAUAAUAUAAUAGCUUCAAAAACGAAUAAAAAUAACUUUAAUAUAAUAUGAAAGUUAUCCUUUUGAAAAUAGGGAUGAUGACUAUUUUUUCCCCCCUCGUUUAUCAGGUAGAUUAUCAACAAAAAGGAUUGGACACGUAUUUUUUUUCUCAUAAUAUAAACAUUGCAGAGAUAUAUUGAUUUGAAAAGUCGCAUGACGUCACGUUUUGGUACAAUUUUCACUUAAAAGUGACGUCACGAGCCCCUGCUCCCAAAUUUUGACGCGCUAUAACUUUGUCAUUUUUUGGUUGAUUACCCAAAGAAAAAAUACGUGUCCAUUAUUUUUUGAUCAUCUAACUGACGGACUAAAUAGAAUUUCGUUUACUGUACCCCGUCAUCGCCCCUAUUAGCAUAUUUCAAUGCUAAUUUUCAAUUGUUAAAUUUUCAAAUGUUAUUAACUAAGUAAACGUUCGUGGCAUUGUAAUAAACAUAGCUACACCUGAUAUUUUUACCCCAUUUUAGUACACAGUACUAAAAUCAUAGCAUUGCAAUAGACACAGAACAGAGGUUAGAAGGGGAACUAUAGACCGUUGAACCGAUGUCGCUGGCUCGCCGCCACUACACUUCCACGUAAAAGAUACAGGUCGCGGCCAACGAUAUUAAAUACCCUAGAUACACCAACACUAACAAAAUCAUGACUAAAUUCUGUCCAAAAGGUACAUUGGACGAUUCACGGAGCUCCGUAAGAUGAUCGCGUAAUGUAAACUUUAUAAGACAUUAUUUACACAUUGAAAAUCACCUUUUAAGUACACGAUAUAAGGUCCUGAUUAAAACGCACGCGUCAAAGAGUUAUGGCAGUCCGAAAGGUAAGCUCGUAAAAUUUUACGACUAUUAUUGCUAUAUGCGAAAGAAUAUAGACCUUAUUUCUUUAAUACUACGCAUAAUUCUGAAUGCGCUAUUAACAAUAUAGCAGGUACGGACCGCGAGGAAAAGAAACGGCUAUAUUACCGACCAUGAAUUUGAAUAUCGCCAAUAUUUUCUAUCAAAUCAGUUUAUAGUGUGUAUUCAAACAAAAUUGGCUUCAAAUGCGUGAAAUUAACAAACAUUUACUAGAUACCUGGCGUAAAAACGACAUUUUAAUUACUAUAAGUAGGUAUUUAUUUCACAUUUUUUCACGGAGCUCAGCGGCAUGUUGACGUUUCAACGGUCGGCGCGUGACUGUGAACUAAGAAGUGCUUGAGUCGUGUUCAAGCACUUCUUGAUAGGGACACAUUUUGAGCGAACGUGUAUCUAGGGUAUUUAAUAUCGUUGGUCGCGGCACGUAACUCUAGCGCUGAACAAAACGCUGGGGGGAUAGCUACGCAUGUCGGGGAAUACAACUGGAGAGACAAUCGGCGCAAGGCGCGGCCGCUUCGCUUCCUCCCAAUUCAUCUUAAUUUUUACUUCUGCGCAAUAACGGCCAGCGCUAGUUUCGUGCCGCGACUUAUAAUAGCCAAUCAAACGACGCGACAUCAAACAAUCGAACCAAUCAGCGCUCACACCCGAGAGUAACCAGACGCAAUCAGAACAAAGUUUUGUUAAAGUUAUAAGCAUUUGCUCACACAUAACUGUGACGCACCUGCCCCGCUCACAAGGCUCUUCUAACCUCUUUCUGCUUUCUGUGGCAAUAGAUGAAUGUGGUCUAAAUAACAAGAAUUGCAUGAUGAUAAAUAAUAUUGGUAAUACAAGUUUUUUGUUAGCAAAAACCUUAUACAAAAAGGCCUAGCCCCAUUGGCUUUUAUUGGUUGAUAAUAUCAGAUAGUUUUUUGUGAUGUUUGUUUUUAGUAAAUUAUGUAUGAAAACAGACACACCGCUGCGAUAAUAAAUAAGCAAUUGAAUUAUAACGAAAUAUCACAGUAACGCAUCCAAUAUUAUCGACCGAUCAUAAUGAACCUAUGGUCAGGUGGCUGUAAUGGGCCAAAUCUGAAAACAGACAUAAACAAUAUGGAAACACCACAACUGAGAAAGUGCAAUUAGCACAGCACUAACCAUUACCAUAAUGUUAGUAAAGAGGUAUAUCUUUUUCACUUAGCAAAUUUAGUGAUGAAAAUAAAGCUACAAAUAUAAAUUGCUAGAACAAACUUAAAUUACUUCAUUCAAAGUUUCACCUUCUCUAACAUAACAAAAAAUUAACAGAUUUUGAUUGCAUUACUACAAAGUGAUAGCUUGGAAGUUGUGAAUAUGAAAUAAUUUUUUCAUCCAACUAUAUACACUUUGAAAAGUUUAAAUCUUAGUUAAUUUAGAUAUUGGUGCCAAUUCUGGCGUGAUUCUUUAAACUUAAAACUAAAUUUAACAUCAGUCUCUCCUUUUCAUUCUAUAUAGAGAAUGACAAGGAUAUACUGCUGCCAAAUUUAAGUUUAGGUUUAGAGAACCAUGCUAGAAUCGACACCAUUGUCCACUAUUCACCAAUUAGGUACAUAUAUUUAGUUUAAAAUGAUAUAUAUAUUUUGUGGAAAUCUAAGUAUUGGACUUUCACAUUCAAUUUAUACCUGUCACAUUACAAAAAGAUGAAGUGUGACAAAUCAUCAAAAUAGUUUUUUUCUAAUUAAGACUAUGUCAAGAUUGUGAGCUUUUAGUUUAUUAAUUUAUUAAAAGUUUAAUUACAAGAACACCAAAUAAACUAAAUAUGUAUAAACAUUAGUAGAAUACCUAUUGAUUCAACCACCAAUAUGAAAAUAUUUAGCAAAGAAAAGCAGGCCCGUUUAACACAAGCAACCAAACUCUUAGCAAGACAUUGUAUACACAAACCAAUUAAAUGUUAGUAUUAUCUAAUGAAGUGUAGUGUGAGAUCUGUGCAGCUCAGCAGUGGAGCCUCUGGCAUGUGCCAUCAUGUUUUCGAUUCUAUUUGUGGUUUCUCUGACCAUAGAGAAGUCGGACAAAUCAGGCAAAUCAAGCACAAUGUGAGCAGAUAGACGUUUGUAUACUGAAUUAGAAUCUUUUUUAUUUCUCCUCGCUUCCUCAUAUUUUAACUGCUGUUUUAAAAAUAUAGAUUGUUUUAGCAUCUCCUGAAUAUUCAUAAAGCUGUUUGCUGCUCCGUCCAUUGAUUUCACUGCACUGAAAAUGAG
Molecule: messenger RNA, 6545 nt
Organism: Chilo suppressalis (striped riceborer)
Lineage: Eukaryota; Metazoa; Arthropoda; Insecta; Lepidoptera; Crambidae
Source: the annotation of a GenBank genome assembly